This is a messenger RNA of Zophobas morio, 1825 nucleotides long. Its product is annotated as rho guanine nucleotide exchange factor 12-like. Gene Ontology annotation, molecular function: G protein-coupled receptor binding; guanyl-nucleotide exchange factor activity. The record is from RefSeq and is a predicted model, not a curated record. NCBI's taxonomy places the organism in Eukaryota, Metazoa, Arthropoda, Insecta, Coleoptera, Tenebrionidae. Gene Ontology annotation, cellular component: cytoplasm. The transcript is spliced from 15 exons. Gene Ontology annotation, biological process: G protein-coupled receptor signaling pathway. The coding region runs from base 341 to 1825 and encodes 494 amino acids.
AUCUUUUUUGUUGCACUUGCAACUUUUCGAAGAACCAAAAGCUAAAGAAUUUCUUCUCUUUUAUGAGGCAACUAUUUAUCAGAAAAGUAGCAAUAAAUCUCUCGAUAUCUCCAUUUUAUUCAAUCGUUAUAUUAAUUCUGACGCUGUUUUAUCUGUACGUUUACCUUGUGAUCUUGCGCUUGACGGCGAUCGAAGUAGCAUUCUUAACGAAAUUUGUGAGUGCAUUUAUUCUCGUUUAGAAACGCUAUACCAAACUUUUGUUAAAGACCUUGCUGAAGAUGCAGCCUGUACUGAAGAUUUUUUAAGCAUUAAUAAUAAUAAAGAAAAGUUUGAAAAGGUUAUGGCCUCUCUACAAACACGUGCUUCUGAUGCUGAAAAUGAAAGUUUUUACCUUCUCGAGCGUUUUCUUUUUUUCUUUUACGAUCUGAAUAUAAAAGUUGAUAUGAAGGAAUAUAUGGAAACUGUGAAGCUCACACCAGCGGAACUCAAACAGCAACCUUACUUAUGGCUUAGCAACAGUGCAUCUUUAUCCGAAUUAUCGGACGAAUGGGAUUUAUGUAGUCCAUCUGAACACGUGGAGAACAAUGCAGAAUGCGAGGCGGAGCAAGUUAAUACGAUAAAGACGAGCGCGCGCCCUCUCAGCACUGCAUCGCUUACAAACUAUUGCGUUUCGGAUAUUCUCGAAGUUUUAUCGUUAGAGAAGGACUAUGAAAGUUGGGUCGCAAAAGUUCCGAAGGAUAUUCUUAAGAAAACUAAAAAAGAUGAAGUAAAGCGGCAGGAACUUAUUUACGAGUUAUUCAAAACUGAAAGGAACUUUCUCUCUGCGAUGGUCGCUCUUAAGGAAGUUUUUCAGGACAGUAUUAUUCUUAAGGAUCUAUUGAAAACUGAAAAAGUAUACUCCAUCUUCGCUAAUUUGGACGAUAUUGUAAUGCUCAGCUACCAAAUGCACCGACGAAUGAAAGGGAAGGCAAUGCGGGAAUACGUCGUUUCUACGAUUGAUGAUUUGUUUGAUGAACAGUUUGAAUCAUACAAAUCAUUUGCAAUAUUUUGCUCGAAUCAGCCAAUCGCUAAGGACAUUUUGCACUUGGAGCGAAAAAAGAGUCCAGCGCUGGACCAGUUUCUUAUCGAAGCUGAAAGGGAUCCUCGUUGCAAUAGAAUGAAGAUGGAGGACAUGUUUAUUAUGCCUAUGCAAAGAAUUACUCGUUAUAAUUUGUUCUUACAAAAUCUAUACGAAAAGUCAAAAAAUGCAAAAGAUAAAGAAAGAAUAUAUUCUUGUCUUUCUCGAGUUGCCGGAGUGCUUAGUUAUGUAAACACGAGGACUAAACGGGUAGGAAAUAUUUACGAAUUAAAAAAAUUGCAGGACAUGCUUGUGCUAGAAAAUAAUGUUAAACUGGACUUGUGCGAUUCUCCACGUGACUUUAUACGGCAAGGCGAGCUCAUUGUUAAUUCCGCUGUUUCUGUAGAAGAAAUAAAAAAAUACGCCACCAAGCAUAGCAAAAAUGCUUAUAGCGUAGAAGGCGCUGAUAAAAAGAAGGACGGACAGGAAUCCUUAAAAAAAACUAUUAUUGUACUGAACGACAUGGUCAUAAUAGGAACUCUUUCAAAAAAUAAACUCAUUGUAAAAGAUGAACCUCUUCUUUUUACGGAAGUCCACGUGACUGACGGGAUCGGCGGAGGAUCUUUGAAAUCUUUUUUUCUGUUAAACAAAACAAAAAACUCGUUAACUGAAUUUGUUUGCUUUUCUGUUGCUGAAAAAAAGGCGUGGAUCAACGUUAUUAGUACUGCUGCAAAAGAAGCUUGUCUCGCGCAAUUACCAAUGAAAUAA